GCGCCCGGAUGACGUCAAGAGAGUCAGCCGUCAGAGGUGCAGACAUCAUGGAGUGGACUCAGCAGGGAAGGAGGCUGAUCUCGGGCUCUGUCUCUGGUUGGUCUGAAUUUCUUAUGGGGUGUGGUCUCAAGACCUGAAUGAAGAUGAAGCCUUUCGUGUCAAUGCUGCUCCUGGUUCUGUUAGCUGUUGCAGGGCCGAGCCGAGCCCAGGUCAUGAACUCUCUCCUGGACUGGACCCACAGCAUCAGGAGCAUUCUUCCCGGUCUGAGCCGCCCAGCAAACCACAGUCGAAUUUUCUAUGCAGUGAUGUUUGAUGCUGGGAGUACGGGGACACGCAUCCACGUCUACACCUUUAUCCAGAGUGACUCAGAGAAGCUGCCUGUUUUGGACAAUGAGAUGUUCCAUUCCAUAAAGCCUGGUUUGUCAGCAUAUGCUGACUCCCCUGAAAUGGCUGGACACACAGUGAGGAUGUUGCUGAAGGUGGCCAAGAAGACAGUGCCUCGUCUGGAGUGGAAAAGGACCCCGGUGGUUCUCAGAGCCACAGCUGGACUCCGGCUGCUGUCUGUGGAGAAAGCCCAGGGUCUUUUGGACCAGGUGCAACAUGUGUUUGAUGAAUCUCCGUUUUUAGUCCCAGACAACAGCGUCAGCAUAAUGAACGGUACAAAUGAAGGAAUCCUAGCUUGGAUAUCUCUGAAUUUUCUGACGGGUCAUCUGCAGGCACAAAGCAAAAACACAGUGGGGAUAUUGGAUCUGGGAGGAGGAUCUACACAAAUUACUUUCCUGCCAAAACUGAGGAAAACCAUUGAAAGUGUCCCUGUUGCUGAUUACAUCGCCAGAUUUGACAUCUUUAAUUCAUCAUUUGAACUUUACACACACAGUUACCUGGGAAACGGACUGAUGGCAGCAAGACUGGUCACACUGGGAGCUUUGGGUGCUGAAGGGUUGGAGUGGCAGGUUUUCAAAAGUUCCUGUCUGCCAAAGAAAUUUAGGGAUGAGUGGAGCUUUGGAGGACUAACCUAUCAAGUGAGCGGGGACACAGAUGGUUACACAGGAUACAAGCCCUGUUAUCAGGAAGUGCUUAAGGUGGUGAAGGGGAUUAUUCAUCAGCCAUAUGAACUGCAAGACAACCAUGUAUUCUAUGCAUUCUCCUAUUACUUUGACAGAGCUGUGGACGCAGGCCUUAUCGAUGGGGUCCAAGGAGGAGUGCUGGAGGUCAGAGACUUCAAGAAGAGAGCUAAAGAGGUUUGCAAUAAGAUGACCAAGUAUCCAGCCACCAGUCCUUUCCUGUGUAUGGACCUGACCUACAUCACUUGUCUGCUCAAGGAUGGGUUCGGCUUCAAGGAGAACACCAUGCUGCAGCUGACCAAGAAAGUGAACAACGUGGAGGCAAGCUGGGCUUUGGGAGCCACAUUGGACCACUUCCACAACCUGAAGAUCCACUGAGGAGAAGGACGGAGCAAACACUGCUGCUUUAGGUGGUGCUCAAUAACAAACAAAACACGUAAUGUGCACUACCUUAUCGAACGGCUGCAGACAUCUGCAGUUUCAGAUGUUUUUGUGUUUUAUUCAGGCUGAUGAACAAGGAGGCUGUUUUUCAGGCUGGUUAUGCUGUGCAAGACCAGUGUUUUUGUGCAGCAAAGUAAUGUUUUUAACAUUGAGUUGUUUUGUUGUUAGUAAUGGGUUUUAAGUGCCAUAUAUGUGUCUGGAACAUUUAAAUUCGACUGUCAAUUGUAUCAGCCAUUGAAGAUUUUGGUAGAAGUAAGUGGCACAUACUUACUAUAGAGGAAUAACACUGCAUUUCAACCUCAACUGUUUACAAUGAUAAUGCACAAAACAAUGCAUGGUAAUAUUUUCAUAAACUUUUCAACCCGU
This is a messenger RNA of Sphaeramia orbicularis (orbiculate cardinalfish), 1871 nucleotides long. RefSeq names its product ectonucleoside triphosphate diphosphohydrolase 5b (gene entpd5b). The coding region runs from base 138 to 1442 and encodes 434 amino acids. The transcript is spliced from 15 exons. The record is from RefSeq and is a predicted model, not a curated record. Lineage: Eukaryota; Metazoa; Chordata; Actinopteri; Kurtiformes; Apogonidae. Gene Ontology annotation, molecular function: hydrolase activity.